UUGCACUCACACAACGUGUUUCCAGACCUGAUAUGGCCAACAUGAAGCAAGAGGAGUUGGAAAUCAGUCCGAAAACACAGGCCCGAUAUUGCUCUGUAGCCUGGAAGUACUACAUCAAGAAUGAGAGCAAUGCCACUGUUCACUGCAGGUUGUGUAAGACGGACUUUAAGUUCUCUUCGAAUACAGCCAACAUGAUAAAACACCUGAGAGUGAAACAUCGACUCAACAUCCCCACUGUAGCCAACGGCGGAGAGAGACUGUGCACGGAAGAGCCCAACGAAGACAGAAUGGACAUGGAUCUCCCACCUCAAAGGCAUCCUGGAAGUCACAACGGUCAAAUUCUUCGUCGGAGAAUGCACCGUUUUUUACCAUUUUCUGAUCGCCGCACAUCAAAAGUGUGGAACCACUACACACAGUUAAGUCUGUAUCGUGUUGAGUGCAACCACUGUAAAAGGCAGCUUUCCUUUCACAACAGCACUACUUCCAUGAGAGAACACUUGGGACGCAAACACAGCAUUCGGGAAGGAGCCGUUCCCCCUCACAACACAGCAGGCAUCCCCACUCCUGCAGCAUUGCAUUCUCACAUUCAGACCUCUUUACAUGGUAACAGAUGUAACACCACAGGCAAUGCUCCAUUUCAACAAGUGCUACCUGUUACUGUCAAGGAGGAGCAAGAAGAAAUACUGGCAGCUGAUAUGGUGGAGACCAAACCUGCCCGGACAACAUAUGCCCCUGAUUGUGCAGCAGGAAGUGGUGCUUCCAGUUCAAACGCCAUUGUACACCAAGAAACAGAUUUGGGCUGCCUAAUGUAUAAUUUUCCUGCAGGGGAGAUGAGCGGCACUGCUGGAGGCAGCAGCAACCGCAGUGGCACAAGGGCCUGCAGCAACAAGCGAGCAGAGGUAUUGACCGAUCUUAUCUUGGAAAUGGUCUUCAGAGACCUUCAGCCGUUGUCUGUGGUGGAAGAAAGAGGGUUCAAGCUCUUACUGAGUUGCCUAGAGCCUAACUACCCUGUGCCUUCUCCAUCUCUGCUUGGAAGUCUACUUUGGCAUCGCUACCACAACCUCAAGCAAUGCCUUCAGCAGCAUCUACAGGCAAGUCUAGCUUCUCACUGUCUGACCCUCUGCACUGAAUACUGGCGAUCCGUAGAUGGGUGUGGGGUUGAUGGGGAUGGUCAGUACUACCUUACAGUCAGUGCUCAUUUUGUCGACUCUCACUGGCGCCUGGCUCGUUGUGUGCUCGAGACCCGACCGGUAGCAGAAUUUAAAGGAAACCCUUCUGAGAAAGGGCAAGCGAGCUUUGCGGACACCUUGAGAGCAGUCCUCUCUGAGUUCCAGCUUCCAGAAAACUUUGUUUUCUGUGUCGUGCAUGACACCCCCAGUGGAUCUGAGUCCAGAGGGCAGGACAAUAUGGCCAUUGAUCAGGAAUAUCAGCAAGAAUUUGCUGGACCCAGCCAUCCUCCUCCGGGCAAUCUUCCAGAGGGAUGGGCACCACUGCUUUGUGCAGGACAAGCCCUGAAACUCUGUGUCCAGGAAGGACUUUGUGUGGAGACUGUCAGACAAGCUCUGACAGAUGCUCGUGCCAUCGUCCUACAUUUCCAGCACGAUGUGAAUGCUUCUACAGCACUGAGUCAGAAAGCAGAGGCUGUUAAUAAACAGUCUGCAUGCCUGGUUUUGAAUGAUCCAGAGCGCUGGACCACUGCCAUUGAGAUGUGCGAAAGUCUGCUGGAGCUGAAAUGGGUAAUAAGCUCUGUCCUAGAGGAGCAAAAAGUAGCAACAAAUCUGGCAGAUCACCAGUGGCGUCUUGUACAUGAACUGGUUCCCGUGCUCAAAACAGUUCGCAUUGCAGCAUCGUUUUUGAGUGAGGACAUCAAUGGACCCAUUUCAGCCCUAAUGCCGUGCCUGCAAGGAGUGUCUCGGCUCCUGGGAAAGAAAAUUGCAGAGUGCACCUGUCCAGUGGUUAGGGGAGUUAUGGAGAGAAUUCGUGCUGGUAUGGACAAACGUUGGAGUCUGAGUGAUGAAGAUGCUCUUUUGGACUGCCCUGCUGUAUUGUCCUCAUUUCUGGACCCGCGUUUUAAAGAGUUGCGGUUUCUUAGCCCACAUGCUCGCAGCAAGUUGCAUGACAAAGUGAAAGAGCUGCUAUCUGUUCAGGCUUUCACAAGUAACGAAGGAAUGAAUGGAGAGAGGAGACAAAGCAUGGAAAUGGAAGAGCCUGUGGAUGAACAUGGAGAACCUGCAGAUUUUGGAUUGGAUGAUCCUUUGCCAAUUCCUGCAAUGGCUUCUUUAGAUUCUCCAGAAUCAGUUGGAUCGGCAGAGGAAGGUGACAGCGUUGAGCUACAGCCGAGUGAGCCCUCUGUUGCUGUAUCAUCUCCAGAACAGGUCAAUGAAAACACGCUUGAGGUUGGAUCACCUUUCAAGAAUGCCAGUGACCGUAAAAGACGUUCUAGCGGGACCAGUAUGACCUCGCCACUGAGAGGGGAUUUACAUCUCACGCCUCGUAUACGGAUGAGUCCUCUUCCGCAGAGUAUGUACGAUAUUCUUCUGGGCGAGGAUCCUACUGAGCGAAUGCCAGAGAUUCACCAGCAGUUGGAGAAUUACAUAGCAGAGCCACUUUGCCGACGAAGUCUCUCACCCCUGCAAUGGUGGCGCAACAAGGAGCAUCGCUUUCCUGCUGUGGCCAGACUGGCACGGAAAUACUUGUCCAUACCUGCAACUUCUGUGUCUGCCAAUCGGGCCUUUGCCCCUAGGGAGUCCCCAGUGACCCAAAGAAGGGCCACACUGGGGUCUAAACACCUUGACCACAUUUUGUUUCUUCAUCAGAACACUGACUAUGUGGAUCUGCUGAAAGGUGGCACCUCUGCACGCGAAAAUGAGCAAUGGAACAGUGUCAGUGGAAACCAAAGCAGAGAAAGUCUUUACCAGACUCUAGUGUCCUAUGAAAGUAAGGUUCGCGUGCCUGAGGAGGAGUCAUGAUCCCUGUUUAUGUACAUAUGUACAAAGUCACAUUGAAGGGAUAGUCACCCAAAAAUAUAAAUGCUGUCAUCAUUUACCCCCAAUUUACUCACCCUUACUAAAAAAUACAAUGGAAGUCAAUGGGGACCACAACUGUUUUGUUAAAGGAAUAGUUCACCCCAAAAUGAAAAUUUUGUCAUUAAUUACUUACCUUAAUGUCAUUCCAAACCUUUAAGACAUCUGUUCAUCUUUGGAAUACUAAUUAAGAUAUUCUUUAUGAAUUCUGAGAGCUCUCUGACCCUCCUGUAGACAGCAAUGUAAUUAACACGAUCAAUGUCCAGAAAUCUUGCAAGGACAUCUGUAAAAUAAUCCAUAUGACAUCAGGGGUUCAACCAUAAUUUUACUUUUUGUAUGCAAAGAAAACAUAAAUAACGACUUAAUUCAACAAUGUUGUUGGAGAGUAUCCACUGAAUGUAAACAGUGUAUUCUGUUCUGUCAGCUGUUGUUUACGCUUUGAUUUGAACAAAAACAAUGUAUCCGCAUGGCGUAGUUGACACAGAACAGCAUAUGCUGUUUACGUUCAGUUUUUGUUUUCUUUGCAUACAAAAAGUCAUCUCGUAGCUUCAUAAAAUUAUGAUUGAACUUGAUGUUACAUGGAUUAUUUUACUGAUUUCCUUGCUUUAAGUGGUUUGGCAUGGAGUGAGUAAUGACAGAAUUUUUUGGGUAACCUAUCCCUUUAACCACAUUCUUCAAAAUAUAUUAUUUUGUUCAACAGAAGAAAGAAAUUCAUACAGGUUUGAAAUACCUGGUUAUUUUAGACACAAGGGUUACGAUUAAUUCAGUUAUACUACUAUGUAAAUAGGUUAUGAAAUAGCACAUUCCUUUUACAAGGAAUUUGUGACACUCAUUUAAUAUAGUCUUUGGUCUCUAAGAGGUCUGAGGAUUCGUUUAGUCAUUGUCUUGUGACUUAUGUAGAUGUUUUACUAAAUGUUGCCUAAAUCUGUUUUACUACAUUUUUAACUCGUCUCUAAAGCAUUACUCAAUUACGCAAUAUGAACAACCAUGCUGCUGUUCUGAAUGUCAGCGCGGCUGUGAUUUGGUCAAAGAAAAUCACUGCUGUACAGAUAUCAGGCCAACUUUGAUCUUAUGGAACACUUCAAAUCAAAUUUGGUCAAUCAGUUUCCAGGCCAGAAAGUAACAGUUGUAUUAUUGAUUCAUUCAGCAUAUACUGUUAGUGUUACAAUAUUAUUGUUACUUUACAGUGUUGUAGGCAUUACAUGGAAUGCACUGUUAACCUCAUGCAUGCAUUUCAACGUUACCACUUCCUCCUUUAUACUUAUGGGGGAUAUUAUGUACAUCCAAAUGAGGUGUUAGUUAUCUUUUUCAAACUUGCAACAGUAAAAAUGUACAAUGUAUUCUAUCGGUAGCAUGUUCAGAUUAAAGUGUCCUAUGAAAUA
Carassius gibelio (silver crucian carp) is the source of this 4405-nucleotide messenger RNA. Its product is annotated as zinc finger BED domain-containing protein 4-like. NCBI's taxonomy places the organism in Eukaryota, Metazoa, Chordata, Actinopteri, Cypriniformes, Cyprinidae. Gene Ontology annotation, molecular function: DNA binding; protein dimerization activity. The record is from RefSeq and is a predicted model, not a curated record. Gene Ontology annotation, cellular component: nucleus. Gene Ontology annotation, biological process: regulation of transcription by RNA polymerase II. Bases 33 to 2969 code for a protein of 978 amino acids. The transcript is spliced from 2 exons.